Messenger RNA from Nicotiana tabacum (common tobacco), 1266 nucleotides. RefSeq names its product exopolygalacturonase-like. The record is from RefSeq and is a predicted model, not a curated record. Gene Ontology annotation, biological process: carbohydrate metabolic process. Gene Ontology annotation, molecular function: polygalacturonase activity. NCBI's taxonomy places the organism in Eukaryota, Viridiplantae, Streptophyta, Magnoliopsida, Solanales, Solanaceae.
AUGGCUUCAAUUUCUAGUUUCGGAAUAGCCUUUGUAUUAUGCCUUAUUCUUAGGUACAGUAGUGCAGAGGAGAAGCUCUUCAAUGUCCAAUCCUAUGGUGCUAAAGCAGAUGGAAAGACAGAUAAUAGUAAGGCAUUCUUGAGUACUUGGAAGGAUGCAUGCCAAUGGAAUGGAACAUCCAAAUUCUUGAUACCUUCAGGGGAAUAUAUGGUAUAUGCUGCAAUUUUUAUUGGACCAUGCAGUGGAUCCAUGACCUUCCAAAUCCAAGGGGUUGUUAAAGCUCCAACAGAUCCUUCUCUAUUCUGCAAUUCGACUUGGAUUUCCUUUCAAUAUGUAAAUGGCUUAGAGAUUGAAGGAGGCGGAACUUUAGAUGGACAAGGGGCUUCAGCUUGGCCUUAUUUUGAUACUUCCAAGAAUUCUAACUGCCCAACCCUUCCUGUUCAUAUCGAUAAUUUGAUUAAAUCUAGUCUCGCCGUAAAAGUGCAUUUACGAUAUUACUCAAUCAUAGAGACACUGAAAUUAGAUUUUAUCAAAAAUGCGGUGGUGCACGACAUACAUUCAAUCAAUAGCAAGAGUUUCCAUUUCGACCUCUUUAAGUGUAAUAACGUGACAUUUAGUCAUGUUAACCUAACCGCACCAGGCGACAGCCCUAACACCGACGGCAUUCACAUGGGCGUCUCCACCAAUAUCCAAGUUUUGGAUUCCAACAUUGGCACCGGAGACGAUUGUAUAUCUAUGAUCAACGGCAGCCAAAGCAUCAACAUUUCAGGGAUCACUUGUGGCCCUGGCCAUGGAAUAAGCAUCGGAAGCUUAGGGAAGACACAAAAUGAAGUCGUCACAGACAUACAUGUCAAAAAUUGCACUCUCAUUUCUACUCAAAAUGGCGCCAGGAUUAAGACUUGGGCACCAUCGGAGUCUGGUAGUGCCACAAGUAUAAAUUUUGAGGAUAUUUUCAUGGAUAAUGUUAGAAAUCCUAUCAUUAUUGAUCAGCACUAUUGUCCAUCGCCUCCUUGCAGCAGUGAGGCGAGCUCAGUGCAAAUCAAGGACGUGACAUUCAAUAACAUAAGAGGAACUUCAAGUUCAGUGGAAGCUGUUACUUUGAAUUGCAGUGCUUCAUUUCCUUGCCAAGGAAUCAACCUUACUGAAAUCAAUUUGGUAUACAAUGGCGCUGGUGGACCCGCUAUCUCGUCAUGUGAUAAUGCCCAAGGGACUGCCACCGGCAUGGAGUUGCCUCCAAGUUGUUUAAAAUCGUCUCUUGAUUCAUGA